AUGAAACAAUGCAUAGCAAGGUUGUAUAGCAUAUAUUUCAAUUCUUCAAGGUUAUGCAACUCAACAACUAUAUCUCAUAUAUCAUAUCAAACGACAUCGAUACGACGGUUUUCUCAGCACUUGACGUUACAUCAGGAAAUAAUCAGAGGUAAAUCACCACCGACACCGAAAGAUUCCAAUCAGAGCAAGUCACUAAACACCAAUCAGCAUCAAAGCACUACGGAUUCUGGAAAGGUUAAAGAUACACCACAUUUACAAAUAAUACAUAACGAGUUGAAUGAUAAGAUAAAACCAGGUGAUGCUAAAAUAAUACCAGAAGGAUCAAGUCAAGAUGAAUUUUUGACAACAAUUUUUGAUAAUUUAGAACCAUAUUUGGAUACUUACAAAGUAUAUUCAAGAUUAAAGGAAGCUGGAUUUACAGAUGAACAAAGUGAUCAAAUAAUACAUUUAUUAAUUUAUCAAUUAAAUUCUAAAUUAUCCAAGCUAUCAACAAUCUAUGCUCAAAAAUAUGAAUUGGAAAGUGAACAAUAUUUAUUUGAGAGUGCACAACAAGAAAUACGUGUAGAUAUAACAAGAAGUAGGGAACAACAUGUUAAUGAGUUGAUUACGUUAGUCAAUAUUUUGGAAAGAGAUUUCAAUAUAAUAACAGAUGAACUAAAUAAUGAUUAUUUAAAGUUGAAAAAUGAUUCAAAAGUUGCAAUUGAAGAACAAAAAUCUGAUAAUACUUUAAAUGUUAAAAAAUUAUAUUUAAGAAUUCAAGAAACAAAUCAUAAAAUUACAACUGAAUUAGAUUCUCAUAUAAGAUCUGAAAUUGAAAGUUUAAGGUGGUAUUUAUCAAGAUGGGGUUUAAUUACUUUAUUUGCAUCAUUAUUUGUAACAAGUUUAAUAUUUUUCAGUAAGAGAUUCCGAAUGGAAAAAGAUGAAGCUAAAAAGGAAUUUGUUCCAUUGGUAAUAAGAGAGCCAAGUGAAUAUGAUGAAGAUGAUUAUCAUACAGAUUUAGAUAAAGACGAAGUAUAG
Lodderomyces pseudojiufengensis is the source of this 1017-nucleotide messenger RNA. RefSeq lists its product as uncharacterized. The record is from RefSeq and is a predicted model, not a curated record. Gene Ontology annotation, cellular component: mitochondrion. NCBI's taxonomy places the organism in Eukaryota, Fungi, Ascomycota, Pichiomycetes, Serinales, Debaryomycetaceae. The transcript has a single exon. The coding region runs from base 1 to 1017 and encodes 338 amino acids.